Messenger RNA from Caretta caretta (loggerhead turtle), 6287 nucleotides. It is a transcript of the gene SPNS3, whose product is annotated as SPNS lysolipid transporter 3, sphingosine-1-phosphate (putative). NCBI's taxonomy places the organism in Eukaryota, Metazoa, Chordata, Testudines, Cheloniidae. Gene Ontology annotation, cellular component: membrane. Gene Ontology annotation, biological process: transmembrane transport. The record is from RefSeq and is a predicted model, not a curated record. Gene Ontology annotation, molecular function: transmembrane transporter activity.
ACUUGCCUUUAUGCACUGUGGAUCAUGCAGAACUCUGUGCCAGAGGAGUCCAGUGGAAUGAAUGAGUUCACAGGCCUUCAGUCCCAGCAGCCCCCUGGCUCACAGAGUUAUGGGGCUACUGCACCAACUACAAGUACUUCUCAGUUCUUACAGACACCAGGAAAUGUUUCAGCAAAGAGAUCUUACCUAGCAGUUGGUGUGCUGUGCUAUAUCAACUUACUCAACUACAUGGAUUGGUUUAUUGUAUCAGGGGUGCUGGUAGAUAUAAAGAAGUACUUUAACAUCAGUGAUGCAAGUGCAGGCUUACUGCAGACAGUCUUCAUCUUCUUUUUUUCACUGUCUGCACCCUUCUUUGGAUACCUUGGUGACCGGUACAACAGGAAAGUCAUCCUCAGUGUUGGUAUCUUCCUCUGGUCAGGUGUGACGUUAGGCAGCUCAUUCAUCACUGAAUCGUACUCCUGGAUAUUCUUCCUUUCACGAGGAUUUGUUGGCAUCGGCACAGCCAGUUACUCCACCAUAGCGCCUACCAUCAUUGCGGACCUGUUUGAGAGGGACCAAAGGACCUGUAUGUUGUCUGUCUUCUAUAUCUUCAUCCCAGUUGGAAGUGGUCUUGGUUAUGUUCUGGCAUCUAGUGUAACACAGGCUGCUGGCCACUGGCAUUGGGCAUUCAGGAUAACUCCUUGUAUGGGUGUUAUAGCAGUGGCUCUUCUGAUUCUACUGGUCCCUGAUCCAACCCAGGAUGCCCCUGAGGGACAUGGAGGCCAGAGCAUCUCCCACACAACUCAGGGAGCAGAUAAGAAGUCUGGUGCCGAGAGUACUGCCAGCACGACCUGGUGUGAAGAUGUCAAGUCCCUCAGCAAGAACCGAAGUUUCAUCUGGUCCUCACUGGGUGUGACAGCCAUGGCCUUUGUGACUGGAGCCCUGGGAUUAUGGGUACCAGUGUUCCUUUCCAGGGCUCAGCUAUUCCAUGACCUUGUACCUCCAUGCCUUCAGGAGCCAUGCGAUUCUUCCACCAGCCGAAUAUUUGGAGCAAUUACCAUCGUGACGGGAAUUGUUGGUGUCAUCACCGGGGCAGGAGUUGCAAGAAGAUAUAAGAAGAUAAACACUAAGGCCGACCCUCUUAUCUGUGCUGUGGGCAUGUUCUCCUCCGCCUCAUGUCUCUAUCUGUCUAUCAUGCUGGCUGAGCAGAGCAUCCUUGCUACCUAUAUUUUUAUUGCACUUGGAGAAUUUUUUUUAGCCUUAAACUGGGCCAUUGUGGCUGACAUACUACUGUAUGUGGUGAUGCCAAAGUGCCAGUCAACAGCUGUUGCCUUGCAGAUUUUCAUGAGCCAUUUGCUGGGAGAUGCAGGCAGCCCAUACCUCACUGGAAUUAUCUCUGAUGCUCUCCAGACCAGGCAGAAUGACUCACACCUGGGGGCCUUCCGGAGCCUGCAAUACAGCUUCAUCCUGAGUACCUUCAUUGGUGUCCUUGGGGGAGGCUUUUUCCUCCUGACAGCCCUUCAUGUUGAGAAAGAUCGUGAGGAAGCCCAGCAACUUUGCAGAGGUACUGAGAACAAAGGCUACGUUUCAAGUGAAGAUGAACUCCAGGAUGAGCUCCCCAAAGCGUGAAGGAGCCACUGCCUCUUUUCCUUUUGCCUGAUGAAGCUACAGUUGGAGGAAAAGGCCAAAUAACAAUCCUUCCAUAUGGAAGGAAAAACCUGUGUACUGAUUUUUAUGAUGCUUUUGACUGAGAGUCAAAACCUGCUACUGAAAUGGCAUAUGGCAAACCUCCACCCCCAUCUGUGAGACUGGCACGAGAGCUCUGAGGAGCUUAGUAGCUCCAGAAGCCAGGAGUAUAGAGCUGUCACAGAAACGGAUAUUAUCCCAAAGAAGACAACAAAACCCAUUUAAGGUGGAAUGUCUAGUUGAGAUGGGGAAUGGGGUUACUGUAAAUUCUCAGCAGGAUUAUGAGUUGUCUGUCUAAAAGCUUGGAAAAUCAGGGCAAGUACAAACAUAGCUGGGGAUUCUGUAUCCCCAUGUCCUUAUUUAUGAGAAUGGAAGGCAAAGGCUGGCUGUGGAAUUGAACAAGUGUAACUAGGAGGGGCAGAACUUUCUGUUAUGGAAGUUUAAUAAAUUACAACGUUAAACAAUCACGGGGGAAAAAUGGAUAACUAACUCGGAGCAACUUCUGCAGGACAUUCAACCGUAACCUAGUAUGUCAGGGUCCAAAACGAUCUGGAUUCUGAAAUACUAACCAACUCUUCCCAGCUGUAGAAGCAACUGACGACAUUCUUCCACUAAAAUUCUGACUGGAAAGUGAAAUGGUGCAGAUGAAGUCUUAUAGUCACUGAUGGAUUCCGAGUGAAAGUGCUGGAACAGCUUGAGCUUGCAACAUGAGAUCAUGUGUCCACAUAUAGCAGCCUUUCAUGGCAUUUUCCCAGUGUUUUGUACCGGUUAUUGGCAAUGCCUGGAUUGACAGCUUUGGUUCAAGCAUGAUGGAACUGGUGGAGUCAGCAAUGUCUUUCACCCUUUGCUGCUGCACUGGUUCAGCCAGUCUUCCUAGACUUUCCAAAAUGUAGCACCUCAUUAUGGGAUGGAGUAAGGGGAACUAGAAAAAUACCAAAAAUGCCUCUGGUUGUACAGUGUGCUGUGCGGAUAAAUCUAAAGGGCUCUUGCAAACUCUUGUAGGUGAACAAGCUAAAUUGCAAGGGCAAUUAUUAAUCAUUCAUAUAUUUGAUAACUCUGCAGCCAUGUCUUCACUAGGGACAACUGACAACAAGCACAUCAAUCUCUUAUGCCCUAAAUUUACCCUCGUUUUCAGAAAGGGCAAACCCCAGACCAAUCUGGUAACAAUAGAAAGCUCAUUGGAACUUAAAAUACACACAGUGUAAAGCUCUCAUAGAAAUAAUUAGCAGUACUUCAUCUAGAAACAAAAAAACCCAUGGGGCUAAAUCCUGAAGUCCUCAGUAAGGAAAUAGGAGUUGGCCCCAUGUAACUUGAUUAAAUUAAACUGGAAAAAGACACUUUUCCUCCAGAAUAAAAGUGUCCGCAUAGUGACUUAUACCAAAAUAAUUAUUCUGGAAUAGCUAUUCCAAAACUUCCAAGUGUUGACAAGUCGUAAUACUUGGGACCAAAUUCUGCCUCUGUGGUACUUACAGAGUUCAGUGGCAGGUGUACACCAGAACCAGAGGCCAGAACUUUGUCAUCUGGUCAAUUUAAUUACACAAACUUUUAUUGGUUUGCCACUUUGUAUUAGAUAAUUUUUCUUCAUAUUUUAUUUGUUUUUUUGAGAAUUUGCAUAUAUUCAUGCUAUACUAAAGGUUCUACAUUCCUUCGUAAGUCACACAUCACAUUCACAUGCAGCUAUACACCAUAACUAUGAAUUGACCAGGGUGUAUUUUGUUUUGACUGUUACUACCUUUCUGGCCAAGAAUUAUAUCUUUUAAGAUAAUGGAAGAUAGUAAAAGAGUUUGGAACUGAAUGGCUGUGAGAUUCAGUAAAGGAAUCUGACACCUUCAACAUCCAGGCUGACUCUAGCCUAGGGUAAGCAGUGAUGGAAAGUUGCUACCACUAACAGGUGCCCACAUCACAGAAUCACCACCACAAUAGGCUCCUAACAGUCUUGGCAGAGAGGCCGAGAUUUUAAAGGGCCAUGGAGCCUAUAGUAUCUAUCUCUUCUGUUAGAGGGUAAGGCAUGUUUGGGGCAGCAUUAUGAAGCUUUCCCUGCACUGCAUUGUCUGUUCUGUGAAUAAUUCCGUAACUGUCAAAUCGGAACUAAAACUCGCUGUUCUUUGAAAAAAACAAAAACCAAAAAACUCACUGUGAGAGUUCGAUACUCAAUAUAUUGAGUGAGAGAUGGCAAAUAGCUUUUUUUGCAGAAUUCCUUGAUAAAACCGAUUCCAGCUCUGAUUUCCUGAAAUCUUACCUGCCUGUGUGCAAGUUCAUGAAAAUAGGACUUCAUGGUAGAAAUCAGAGGUGCACAAGGCAACACUUCACUCCAGUAUUUUUCCAAUGCAUGCUUUUUUUAUUGUCAUGCUGCAGAGAGAUUUUUUAACUAUGCUGCUACUGAUCCCAGCCAUCUAAAAGGCUAGAUGCUCUGAGUUUUGCUUGUGACCAGACAGCAAGUGUGAAAAAUCAGGACAGGGUGUGGGGGGUAAUAGGAGCCCAUAUUUAAAAAAGCCCCAAAUAUCAGGACUGUCCCUAUAAAAUUGGGACAUCUGGUCACCGCUAACUGCUCUGAAACUGCAGGACUACCGUAUGGCUUGUUGAGGCAGGGCUCUUUCAGACUGGCAAUGACUGAGUGAGUGUAAAGAACCUGUGGGUAGUUAUUCUUGAAAGCUGUGAAAUUCUUUUCCUGAGGCAUUUGAGCCUGAAGGUAGGUCUGCAUUGGCGCAGCUGCUGUGCUUUAAUGAAGAUGCUCUAAGCUGACACGAGAAAGCUUCUCCCAUUGGCUUAGUUAAUCCACCACAGGUCUCCUGCUGGUAUAGCACAGUCUACACUGCCACUUAGGUCGGUGUAACUACGUCACUCAGAGGUGUGGAUUAUUCACAACCCUGAGCAACGUAGUUACACUGAAGUAAUUCUGUAGUGUAGACCAGAGCAGAGAGCUUGAUUUGCAGUCUUUAACCUCUGAUGCUUUUUUCAAAAUUUGCCUGAUCAGACCUUCAGUUUUUUCCCUUUGUUCACUCACUACAGCUAGCAAAUUAAAUAUUUAUCAGAAAAGAAGUGUAACUGCUUGGGUGGGAUGCAUGAAAGGGAUUAGACUUCUUUAAAUAAAAAAUCAACCUGCUGAAAAAUUUUAGUAUGCUCUUUAACAGACAGCACCAAUAUUUACAUUGAGAGAUGAAAGAAACAAUUUGGCUACAUUGGGGUGGGAGAUGAGAUUUUGUCUCUAGGGUAGGAUGAGUGCAUGGAGGUGGUAUCAAACUUGCUGAUCUCUGACACCUCCUGGUUGACUGGAGGGGCAUUUCAGGCUAUCCGCAUAUUGAAUUUUCUGCAUUACUGGGUGGAGGAAAAGUGUGUUAUAGGUUCAUGUUAGCUCGAGGUGGAAGUCUUAUUAGAACAUGGCAUCCCUACUCUUGAAAGCAGAGGAUAUAGAGAAUGUAUCAGUUAUUACAACUGAUGUUAUCCCCAAGCCAUGAUAACAGACUACAAAACUAAAUGUGGGGAAAAUUGUAAGAAAGGAGUUGCCCCAGAAUAAAGUAAGGGCAGUUCUUUCUAGUCCCCCCUUUCCCUUUUACUCUAGCUGUAUAAGCUUGAAAAUAUUGUCCUUCCUACCUGUUUUGGCCCCUCUGGCACCAGGAAGAAUUGAUAUCUGACAUCAGGAGCUAGGUGUUGAAAGCCAUUUUUGCACACUUCUCAUGUCUAUGAAACCAUGUGUCAGCCCUAGCUGUAAAAUUUGGAUCUGGAUCCAAAUAUCCAAAACGUUGCGGUUAAUAAAAGCUGGUGUGAUAACUUUUAAUGUGUGCUUGGGUUUUGGCUUUGCUCAUUAUGGAAUUAGCAUUAUCCAUGAUGUUUAGAUCUGAACUUCCCAAAGUUUGGGGGUAGUCAGAACUGACGUUACACAGCAUUUGGAUGAUGCAUAGCUUAAUUUUCAGGCAUGUGCAAAAGAAUCUGGACCCAUAGUGAACAGUCACACCGUGGUGCCAACUCUCAUUACAAAUGUAGUUCUAGGUUUGUGUUCUUGAUCAAGGGGAAAUUAAAUAAUUGAGUUAACUGUUGUUCAUAAGAAUUGUCUAAUACAAGAACAUGUGCCUACUUAUAUGGCUCUCAGCCACCGUCCUCUUGCUGUCUUUUCCUGGGCUUACUUAAUUCUAACAUGUUCCCUAUUCCUACCAUAAUUCUUGGUAUAAGAUUUGAUGUCUUAGAAUUUUAAAUCAACCAAGAGAUGUUGGGAAGGAUAUAACAUUUAAGGUUAUACACUUCUAGAGUGCCAUCAAAAACCUUUAGUAGGCCUGUUGUUGGAACCGUAUUACAUGCCAAUAAAGUAAUGAGCAUUAUUUAGGUGUCCACUGCACGUAAAUUAAUUAGAAUACAAAGUGCCUGCUGUGUUCGAAGUAGACAGAAGUGAUGCCUCGUUGCAAUGAAUUUUCUAACUUGCACAUGUGUGUCUGCCCACUUAGAAAAGAGCUGCUGUAUAACUUCUGGUUACUGAGUGAGUUUGUUCUUUCGUCUUGGAAUCGUCUUUGUGUGAUUCAAUAAAAGGUUAGUAUGUUAAGGAAACCGAAGUGGAGGCUCAUAAUGAAUGCAGGAAUGCGCAAUCACCUAGAAGAUUUCAGUUUGUCUCUUGUAUUUGGCAAAUGAAUAAA